Apodemus sylvaticus (European woodmouse) is the source of this 6750-nucleotide messenger RNA. RefSeq names its product lysine demethylase 3B (gene Kdm3b). Gene Ontology annotation, cellular component: chromatin; histone deacetylase complex. The transcript has 25 exons. Bases 86 to 5431 code for a protein of 1781 amino acids. Gene Ontology annotation, molecular function: transcription coregulator activity; histone H3K9 demethylase activity; chromatin DNA binding. Gene Ontology annotation, biological process: regulation of transcription by RNA polymerase II. NCBI's taxonomy places the organism in Eukaryota, Metazoa, Chordata, Mammalia, Rodentia, Muridae. The record is from RefSeq and is a predicted model, not a curated record.
GGAGGCCUUGCGGGUGGAUCGGGCGCUUGGCGGCGGAGGUGGUGGGAGGCGGCGGGCAGGAGCGCGGGUCCGUCCGGCCCUGGCGAUGGCGGACGCGGCGGCCUCCCCGGUGGGCAAGCGGCUGUUGCUUCUGUUCGCGGACCCUACGGCCUCAGCUUCGGCCUCAGCCCCCACGGCGGCGGCGGCAGUGAGCGGAGAUCCUGGGCCUGCGCUGCGCACUCGGGCCUGGAGGGCCGGCACGGUGCGGGCCAUGAGCGGGGCGGUGCCCCAGGACCUAGCGAUCUUUGUAGAGUUUGAUGGCUGUAACUGGAAGCAGCACUCCUGGGUUAAGGUUCACGCUGAAGAAGUGCUUGCACUUCUGCUGGAAGGCUCACUUGUUUGGGCUCCCCGGAAGGACCCCGUCCUCCUACAGGGCGCCCGAGUCCCAGUCGCACAGUGGCCAGCCCUGACUUUCACCCCCCUAGUAGAUAAGCUGGGUCUGGGGUCUGUGGUGCCAGUUGAAUACCUUGUGGACCGAGAGCUUCGCUUCCUGUCGGAUGCUAGUGGGCUGCAUCUGUUCCAGAUGGGAACAGAUGUUCAAAACCAGAUUCUUUUAGAACAUGCUGCAUUAAGAGAAACAGUUAAUGCUUUGAUCAGUGAUCAAAAGCUACAAGAGAUUUUCAGCCGAGGUCCCUACAGUGUCCAGGGCCAUAGAGUCAAGGUCUACCAACCCGAAGGAGAGGAAGUGUGGCUCUGUGGAGUUGUGAGCCGUCAGGACUCGGUUACCCGUCUCAUGGAAGUGUCUAUAACUGAGACUGGAGAGGUGAAGUCUGUAGAUCCCCGGCUCACCCAUGUGAUGCUGACGGACCAUUCGACACCACAGAGUGAGGGGGGUACCAUAAAAGCAGUAAAAUCUUCCAAAGGAAAGAAGAAGAGAGAGAGCAUAGAGGGGAGAGAUGGCCGGAGGAGGAAAAGUGCUUCGGACUCUGGGUGUGACCCUGCUACAAAGAAAUUAAAAGGAGACAGGGGUGACGUAGACAGGAAUGGGAGUGAUGGGGGCGAGGCAAGCCGAGGGCCCUGGAGAGGAGGUAACGCCAGUGCAGAGCCAGGGCUGGAGCCCAGAGCCGCGCAGCCGCCAUCUGCAUUUGUGCCCCCGAUUAACCGCAACAUCCGCUUUGCCACUUACACCAAAGAAAACGGCAGAACUCUGGUGGUACAGGAUGAGCCUGUAGGUGGGGACGCGCCUGUACCUUUCACUCCAUGUGCUGCAGCCGCAGGUCAGACACCUUUGGCCCCAGAGGUGGGUGGAGCUGAAAACAAAGGGGCAGGAAAAACACUGGACCAAGGUAGCCAGGGCUUGGUGGCUUCAGCAGCUGUAGUCACCACCGCCAGCUCCACCCCAACCACGGUGAGGAUCUCAGACACUGGCCUUGCAUCAGGGACUGGGCCGGACAAACAGAAAGGCAGCUGGUCGCAGGCCUCAGGAGAGAAUUCAAGAAAUUCUAGUCUGGCCUCUUCUGGAUUUGGAGUGUCUCUUUCAAGUUUGUCACAACCAUUGACUUUUGGAAGUGGACGGAGCCCAUCUAAUGGAGUGUUAGCCACGGAUAACAAGCCUUUGGGCUUCUCUUUCAGCUGCAGCUCUGCAUCAGAGUCUCAGAAGGACUCAGAUCUCUCCAAGAACUUGUUUUUUCAAUGCAUGUCCCACAAUUUACCCAGCAGUAACUACUUCGGCACGGUGUCAGAGAGUGUGGCUGAUGACUCCUCUAGCAGGGAUUCGUUCAAACAGAGCCUCGAGAGCCUGAGCUCAGGCCUGUGUAAAGGCAGAUCUGUCCUUGGUGCAGAUACUCCGCCAGGCCCCAAGGCCGGCAGCUCUGUGGACCGAAAAGUGCCUGCAGAGUCCAUGCCCACCCUUACUCCAGCCUUCCCACGGAGUCUCCUAAACACCCGUACCCCAGAGAAUCAUGAAAAUCUAUUUUUACAGCCCCCUAAACUAUCCCGAGAAGAGCCGUCCAACCCUUUCCUGGCGUUUGUGGAGAAGGUUGAGCACAGCCCUUUCAGCAGCUUCGUGUCUCAGGCAUCAGGUAGCGCUUCUGCUGCUACCACUGUCACCUCAAAGGCAACAGCCAGCUGGCCAGAGUCGCCCUCCUCUGCAGAUUCUGCAUCUUCAGCAAAGAAAAAACCCCUCUUUAUUACAACUGACUCCUCCAAACUGGUGUCUGGGGUUCUGGGCUCGGCUCUCGGCACUGGGGGCCCGAGCCUCUCUGCCAUGGGGAAUGGCCGCUCCAGCUCGCCCACCCACAGCCUCACCCAACCUAUUGAGAUGCCUACUCUCUCCUCUAGUCCCACAGAAGAGAGGCCAACUGUGGGGCCUGGCCAGCAGGACAAUCCUCUCCUCAAAACCUUCAGUACCGUCUUUGGCAGGCACUCAGGCGGCUUUCUGACCUCCCCAGCAGAGUUUGCACCGGAGAACAGAGCUCCUUUUGAAGCUGUAAAAAGGUUCUCAUUGGACGAGCGAAGCUUGGCUUGUAGACAGGAUUCGGACUCCAGCACCAACAGUGACCUGUCAGAUCUGAGCGACUCAGAGGAGCAGCUGCAGGCCAAGAGUGGCCUGAAGGGGAUUCCAGAGCACCUGAUGGGGAAGCUAGGCCCCAACGGGGAACGUAGCGCCGAGCUGCUACUGGGCAAGGGCAAAGGGAAGCAGGCCCCAAAAGGCCGGCCCCGGACUGCUCCCCUGAAAGUUGGCCAGUCAGUGCUGAAGGACGUGAGUAAGGUGAGGAAGUUGAAGCAGUCUGGAGAGCCCUUUCUUCAGGACGGCUCAUGCAUCAACGUGGCGCCUCACCUGCACAAGUGCCGCGAGUGCCGCCUGGAGAGGUACCGCAAGUUCAAAGAACAGGAGCAAGACGAUUCCACUGUCGCCUGCCGCUUCUUCCACUUCCGGAGGUUGGUCUUCACUCGGAAGGGGGUGCUCCGUGUGGAGGGAUUUCUGAGCCCCCAGCAGAGUGACCCGGAUGCCAUGAACCUGUGGAUCCCCUCUUCCUCCCUAGCAGAAGGGAUAGACCUAGAAACCUCAAAAUACAUCUUGGCCAAUGUUGGGGACCAGUUCUGCCAGCUUGUAAUGUCUGAGAAGGAGGCCAUGAUGAUGGUGGAACCACACCAGAAAGUAGCAUGGAAGCGAGCAGUGCGUGGUGUUCGGGAGAUGUGUGAUGUGUGUGAGACAACUCUCUUCAACAUCCACUGGGUUUGUCGAAAAUGUGGAUUUGGGGUCUGCCUUGACUGUUACCGGCUCAGGAAAAGCCGUCCAAGGAGUGAUACAUACUCAAAUUAUUUGUUUCCCAUGGUUCCUUCUUCGGAGAUCCAGUAUAACAAGACAGAAGAAAUGGGCGAUGAAGAAGUUUUCUCCUGGCUAAAGUGUGCAAAGGGGCAGUCCCACGAACCAGAAAACCUCAUGCCUACACAGAUCAUCCCUGGCACAGCACUUUACAAUAUUGGAGACAUGGUACAUGCUGCCCGGGGGAAGUGGGGGAUCAAAGCAAACUGCCCUUGUAUAAGUCGGCAAAGCAAAUCUGUGUUGAGACCUGCUGUCACCAAUGGGAUAUCACAGCUUCCCAGUGUAACCCCUAGUGCCUCUUCUGGAAACGAAACUACCUUCUCAAGCGGAGGCGGAACUGCAGCGAUAACAAAUCCAGAGCCGGACCAAGUUCCCAAAGGUGCUGGCCCUGACGGCAGACCUGAGGAGCCCCUAAAAGCAGAAGGUUCUGCAUCAAAUAGCAAUAGUGAACUAAAAGCCAUCAGGCCCCCGUGCCCUGACACAGCCCCUCCUUCCUCUGCUCUGCAUUGGUUGGCGGACUUAGCAACUCAGAAGGCUAAAGAAGAAACAAAAGAUGCAGGGUCCCUGAGGUCGGUGCUCAAUAAAGAGUCUCAUUCACCCUUUGGGCUGGACUCAUUCAACUCCACUGCAAAAGUCUCUCCAUUGACUCCAAAGCUUUUUAACAGUCUGUUACUGGGUCCCACUGCCUCCAACAGCAAAACUGAGGGUUCAAGUCUUCGAGACCUCCUUCACUCGGGGCCCGGAAAGCUUCCUCAACCCCCCCUGGACACAGGCAUACCCUUUCCCCCUGUUUUCUCUUCAUCCUCAGCAGGAGCGAAGAGCAAAGCCAGCCUGCCCAACUUUCUCGACCACAUCAUUGCCUCGGUGGUAGAAAACAAGAAGACCUCAGAUUCUUCAAAGCGGUCCUGUACCCUGACCGAUACCCAGAAGGAGGUGAAGGAGAUGGCCAUGGGGCUGAAUGUGCUGGACCCCCACACAUCUCACUCCUGGCUCUGUGACGGGAGGCUUCUGUGCCUCCAUGACCCCAGCAACAAAAACAACUGGAAGAUUUUCCGAGAGUGUUGGAAGCAAGGCCAGCCAGUGCUAGUUUCAGGGGUACAUAAAAAGCUCAAGUCUGAACUCUGGAAGCCGGAAGCCUUUAGCCAGGAAUUUGGAGACCAGGAUGUAGACUUGGUGAACUGCAGGAACUGUGCUAUAAUAUCCGAUGUUAAAGUUCGAGAUUUCUGGGAUGGCUUUGAGAUUAUAUGCAAGAGACUACGGUCAGAAGAUGGGCAGCCAAUGGUGCUCAAACUCAAAGACUGGCCCCCUGGGGAAGAUUUUCGAGACAUGAUGCCUACCAGGUUUGAAGAUCUGAUGGAGAAUCUUCCUCUGCCAGAAUAUACCAAACGAGAUGGUAGGCUCAAUCUGGCCUCCAGGCUGCCCAGCUACUUUGUAAGGCCUGACCUGGGCCCCAAGAUGUACAACGCCUACGGUUUGAUAACAGCAGAAGAUAGAAGAGUUGGUACAACGAAUCUUCAUUUAGAUGUGUCCGAUGCUGUUAAUGUGAUGGUGUAUGUUGGGAUCCCUAUCGGGGAGGGUGCUCACGAUGAAGAAGUACUCAAAACGAUUGAUGAAGGAGAUGCUGAUGAGGUCACCAAGCAAAGGAUUCAUGAUGGCAAAGAGAAGCCAGGAGCUUUAUGGCACAUUUAUGCAGCGAAGGAUGCAGAGAAGAUUCGAGAACUACUCCGGAAGGUUGGAGAAGAACAAGGCCAAGAGAAUCCUCCAGAUCACGACCCAAUUCAUGACCAAAGUUGGUAUCUGGACCAGAUCCUCCGAAAGCGACUCUUUGAAGAGUAUGGUGUGCAAGGCUGGGCCAUUGUGCAAUUCCUGGGUGACGCUGUCUUCAUACCUGCUGGAGCCCCGCACCAGGUUCACAAUCUGUACAGUUGCAUAAAGGUAGCAGAAGACUUUGUAUCUCCAGAGCACGUGAAGCACUGUUUCCGCCUGACUCAGGAAUUCAGGCAUCUCUCCAACACUCACACCAAUCAUGAGGAUAAGCUACAGGUGAAGAACAUCAUCUACCACGCAGUGAAAGAUGCUGUUGGCACUCUGAAGGCCCACGAAUCCAAGCUGGCCAGGUCUUAAAGCGUGGGAACUUCCGCUCUCUGUCAAGCAGGCCUUUCACAACACUUACCAGGGAACGGCAGGGUUCUCUGCAGGAGCAGAGGCCCCUCCCCAAGCAGUGUGGUCAGUAUUACAGACUCUGCCACUCUUUCUAUGCUGCCUCAACACUGAAGGUUGACACAAGGAAGUCGCACUGUUCACACAGUCUCAGACUCAAAGCCGAGGGUGCCACAUUCCCAUCCAGUGGCCUUUUGGGAAUCCAGGUUGCUUUAACAUCACUGGGCUCUCCUGCACAUUCUCCUGGUUUGAGUCCAUGGAAACCAGGAAUGUGGGCACACCUUCCUUUUCUGUUCCUCUUGUGCCUCACUAACUAGGAAUGUGUUUGGAGGAAGUCAUAACUGGUAAAGUAAGGUGAUGACUUAAUGUGCCUGGUGGAAACCUGGCAGUGUCUCCACACAUGACCUCUGACCUGGCCCAUCCUAGGAGAUGGGGGUGCAGCCCUUCCCGUACUCUCCAUGAACACUGGAGUCUUCAGGACCCAGGGAGAGCCCACUGCUUUCCCCAGGAAGCUCCAGGAUUAGGAAACGUGUAUUUAGUGAAAAAUAGGUUUGUAGUGAAAUAGUUACUAUUUCAUGAAAGUAGAUAUUUUUAGAACUUUUGAAAUAACAGUUGUUUUCCUGGACUAUGAGGAAAGGCACAUUACAUUUAGUCUUCCUUUCAAUAAAACUCUUUGAAAAGAAAUAUGAUUUUUAGAAAUCAGCUGCCCCUUAUAGCACAAAAUCAGCCAAAGCGUAAUUUAAAAGAAUUGGCUUUUUAUUAGAGUAUUUUUAGUUUCUACCCGUCCUUCUCAGUCUUAUCUUGAGGGAGCAGUCAUCUGAGAAAGAACUGCGUCAUGUCUGAGCUGCGGAGUGUUCCCUGCGCGCACUGCUGACCCCAGGAGCUGUGUCACCGAUUACCAGCGUUCCCCUGGGACUCCUCGUAUGUGUUCAAAUGGGGUGGAAAGUGUGAUCUCCAAUAUAAAGAAGUUUUGCUUUUGUUUUUUGGAGUUUUGUCUAGAAUAUUUUCAGCAAAACUUUCCAACUCAGUGGAGUUUUUAUUAAGAAUUUACUUGGAAAUGAUGGAAUUCAUUGGCCCGUAGGUACAUUGGAAAAUGUGCCUCUUUCCAGGUGUGCUACCCGGCAGCCUUGUUUAUAUGUUCACACUUACUUUCUUUGUUUUUUUUUUUUUUUUUAAAUAAAAGUCAUUUAUUGUAGAAUACUUUUAAUUUCACUUUCUGUAUUUUAAUUUUAUUGAAGGGCUGAUUGGGAUUUCCAUGUUCUUAAUAAAAAUCUAACAAAUCA